AUGGACACAACCCCAGAUAUAGAUACAACCCCAGAUAUAGAUACAACCCCUGAUAUAGACUCAACCCCUGUUAUAGACACAAACCCUGACAUAGACAAAACCCCAAUUAUAGACACAACCCAUGAUUUAGACACAACACCUGUUAUAGACACAACCCCUGAUAUAGACAAAGCCCCUAAUAUAGACACAACCCCUGAUAUAGAUACAACCCCUGAUAUAGACACAACCCCUAAUAUACACACAACCCCUGAUAUAGACACAACCCCUGAUAUAGACACAACCCCCAAAGAUAUAGACACAACCCCUGAUAUAGACUCAGCCCCUGUUAUAGACACAACCCCUGUUAUGAACUACACAACCCCUGAUAUAGAAACAACCCCUGAUAUAGGCACAACUUCUGAUAUAGACACAACCCCUGUUAUAGACACAAACCCUGAUAUAUACACAACCCCUGUUAUAGACACAACCCCUGAUAUAGACACUACCCCAGAUAUAGACACAACCCCUGAUAUAGACACAACCCCUGAUAUAGACACUACCCCUGAUAUAGUCACAAUCCCUGAUAUAUACACAACCCCUGUUAUAGACACAAACCCUGAUAUAGACACUACCCCUGAUAUAGACACGACCCCUGAUAUAGACUCAACCCCUGUUAUAGACACAACCCCUGUUAUAGACACAACCCCUCAAAUAGACUCAACCCUUGAUUUAGACAUAACCCGUAAUAUAGACACAACCUCUGAUAUAGACACAAUCCCUGUUAUGGGCACAACCCCUGAUAUAGACACAACCCCUAAUGUAGACACAACCACUGAUAUAGACACAACCCCUGAUAUAGACACAGCCCCUGAUAUUGACACAACCCCUGAUAUAGAUACAACCCCUCAUAUAGACACAACCCCUGUUAUAGACACGACCCCUGAUAUAGACACACCCCUUAAUAUAUACACAACGCCUCUUAUAGACACAACCUCUGAUAUAGACACGACCCCUGAUAUAGACACAGCCCCUGAUAUAGACUCAACCCCCGUUAUAGACCCAACCCCUGAUAUAGACACCACCCCUGAUAUAGAGACAACCGCUGUUAUAGACACAACCCUUGAUAUAGAUACAACCCCUGAUAUAGAGACAUCCUCUGUUAUAGAUACAACCGCUGAUAUAGACACAACCCCUGAUAUAGACACAUCCGCUGAUAUAGACACAACCCCUAAUAUGGACACAACAUCUGAUAUAGACACAACCUCUGUUACAGGCACAACCCCUGAUAUAGAAACCAUCCCUGUUAUCGACACAACCCCUGUUAUAGACACAACCCAUGUUAUAGGCACAACCCCUGAUAUAGAGACAACCCCUGAUAUAAACACAACCACUGAUAUAGACACAAUCAAUGUUAUAGACACCUUCCCUGAUAUAGACACAACCCCUGAUAUAGACGCAACCCAUGUUAUAGACACAACCCCUUAUAUAGACACAAGCACCGUUAUAGACACAACCCCUGAUAUAGACACAUCCCCUGAUAUAGACACAACUUUUGAACUAGACACAACCCCUGAUAUAGAAACAACCCCUGAUAUACACUCCUCUGAUAUAGACACAAUCCCUGUUAUGGGCACAACCUCUGAUAUAGACACAACCCCUAAUGUAGACACAACCACUGAUAUAGACACGACCCCUGAUAUAGACACACCCCUUAAUAUAUACACAACGCCUGUUAUAGACACAACCUCUGAUAUAGACACGACCCCUGAUAUAGACACAACCCCUGAUAUAGAAACCAUCCCUGUUAUCGACACAACCCCUGUUAUAGAAACAACCCAUGUUAUAGGCACAACCCCUGAUAUAAAGACAACCCCUGAUAUAGACACAACCACUGAUAUAGACACAAUCAAUGUUAUAGACACCUUCCCUGAUAUAGACACAACCCCUGAUAUAGACGCAACCCCUGAUAUAGACGCAACCCAAACACAACCCAUGAUAUAG
Homarus americanus (American lobster) is the source of this 1980-nucleotide messenger RNA. RefSeq names its product soluble scavenger receptor cysteine-rich domain-containing protein SSC5D-like. Bases 1 to 1980 code for a protein of 659 amino acids. The record is from RefSeq and is a predicted model, not a curated record. The transcript is spliced from 6 exons. NCBI's taxonomy places the organism in Eukaryota, Metazoa, Arthropoda, Malacostraca, Decapoda, Nephropidae.